Messenger RNA from Eufriesea mexicana, 1961 nucleotides. It is a transcript of the gene 26-29-p, whose product is annotated as C1 family peptidase 26-29-p. Gene Ontology annotation, biological process: proteolysis. Bases 202 to 1884 code for a protein of 560 amino acids. NCBI's taxonomy places the organism in Eukaryota, Metazoa, Arthropoda, Insecta, Hymenoptera, Apidae. Gene Ontology annotation, molecular function: cysteine-type peptidase activity. The record is from RefSeq and is a predicted model, not a curated record. The transcript is spliced from 12 exons.
UGGUGGUAUCAUUUUUAUCAAAUUACGGUAAUAUAUAUAAGUUCGAAAUCUGAGGUACAGAGCUGCGAUUGUAUCGGAUUGUAUUUGUGUUUAGUUGGUCGACUUUGAAGUGAUUGCAAGAAUAAUUAAAAACUAUUCAUAAAUAUUGUUCCAGCGCUUAUUCGUAAUUCAAUACUCUAAUUUAGGUAGAAUACUCGGAAAAUGUAUUGUUCAAAUCAACGACAAAACAAAAACAUGCAUAUUUUUACAAUCACUUUUACAGUGAUUAUUCUAGGUAUCUCUUCUAUUGAAGCUAUGAAGUCACCAACAUUUAGUAAUACUUACAUAGUACGGGGCACUCUAUAUAUCCCAUAUGCUGAAAUUCGUGAACCAUUUUAUGCCUGGUAUGAUGGCAAAAGUGGAUCUAGUAGAAUUGAUUAUUAUGCAGGAAUGGUGAAAACUUUCCAAUUAUCUCAUCGAGGACCUUAUGGUACAAGCAUAAAAAUUGCUCCAAUAACUACAGAAUCUGUUCUUAAUGAAGAUACAUGUCUCCAAGUAAAUGGCAGUAAAGAAAUCAAGAUUCAUCCUCAAACCAUUAUUCCAGAUACAACUGGAAUGGAGUGUCUUGGCAAGGAAGAAGUUAAUGGAUUACUAUGUGAAAAAUGGAGACUGGAAGAAGAGAUUAAUGAAAAAGUUAACAAGUAUACUCUUUGGAUAAGAUAUAAGAAAUCUCCAACUAUACCUAAUUUCAAAGAACCAAUUCCUGUAAAAUAUGAAAUGAAAGGAUUUAAUAGUCUUCUGGGAUCUCACUAUGAUCAUUAUUAUUUAAAUUAUGACUGGUUUUCUUCUGAGAUACCAGAUACAGAGGUGUUUGAAAUUUCAUCAAAUAUGACAUGUGUUGGUUUUCCUGGACCUGGAGAUAAACACAUAUACACAUUCAACCCUAUGCGUGAAUUUGUUCAUAAUUAUGAUAGACAUGUAAAUGAAGCAUUUGAAGAUUUUAAAAAUAUGCAUAAUAAGAAUUAUGUAAAUCAUGUAGAACAAUUGCAGCGUAAAGAAUUGUUCAGACAAAAUUUACGAUUUAUCCAUUCAACUAACCGAGCUAAUAAAGGCUACCAAUUAAGUGUUAAUCAUUUGGUAGAUCGUACUGACUUAGAAUUAAAAGCUUUACGUGGUAAGCAAUAUACUGCAGGCUAUAAUGGAGGACAACCAUUCCCUUAUAAUGCUGAACUAGAAGUAACUAAAAUCCCAGAUGAGUUAGAUUGGAGGCUAUAUGGUGCUGUUACACCUGUUAAAGAUCAAUCUGUUUGUGGAUCUUGUUGGAGUUUUGGUACAACUGGAGCUGUUGAAGGUGCAUAUUAUAUGAAAUAUGGUAAAUUAGUGCGUUUAUCUCAACAGGCACUUAUUGAUUGUUCAUGGGGUUAUGGAAACAAUGGUUGUGAUGGUGGCGAAGAUUUCAGAUCAUAUCAAUGGAUUAUGAAACAUGGAGGUUUGCCUUCUGAAGACGAUUAUGGCGGUUAUCUUGGUCAGGAUGGUUAUUGCCAUGCAAAUAAUGUUCCAACAAUAGCUAACAUUACUGGUUAUGUAAACGUUACAUCAGAUGAUGCUAAUGCUUUAAAAGUUGCCAUCGCGAAACAUGGUCCAGUUUCAAUUGCGAUUGACGCAUCCCACAAAACAUUUUCAUUUUAUUCUCAUGGUGUAUAUUACGAUUCAGCUUGUGGUAAUACAGAGGAGUCACUCGAUCAUGCAGUUUUAGCUGUCGGUUAUGGCAAAUUGAAUGGAAAGGACUAUUGGUUAAUAAAAAAUUCUUGGUCAAAUUACUGGGGUAACGAUGGUUACAUUCUUAUGUCUCAAGAAAAUAAUAACUGUGGUGUAUUAACAAAUCCAACAUAUGUUACCAUGUAAAAGAAAUAACUCAUACUAUUUUUAAUAAGUCACUAUAUUUUUAAUGAAAAUAUAUAAGAGAAGAGGCUCUUGAUAAA